AUGGUCUCUUUUAGACUUGCGGUCGUUGCACAGCUCGCCGCAGUCGUAGAUUAUGUAUCAGGAGCUGCCUUGAUUGCUGAGCGAGUACCCGAAAAGGCACAAUUCAGAGGCGCAGCUGGCAACAGGUUCUUGCACCUCAUCACAACACCUUUGACGGGAAGCAUGAGGUACACAGCAUACAAAGGCAAUGGCUCAAUAGAAGACGGCUGGCCUGCUCAGGGCCAAUGGCUGGAUUUCCGCACCCUCUGGGUGACGAAUCAACGAGUGCAAAUCAACAAGAUUUGCGACAACACCGAAGCAGAGACAGGAGACCUUUACAAGGCAAUCUUUGCAGUGUCAAAAACAACAGGAGUCGAUCCGCGUUUCAUUCUCGCAGUCAUGAUGAACGAGUCUCGUGGUUGCGUUCGCGUACAAACAACGAGUCUCGCAGUAUCCAACCCAGGUCUCAUGCAAAGCUACGAAGGCAGAGGCUCUUGCUCCGAUCCAGCCCCCCUCACGCCUUGUCCUUACAAGGAGAUAGAGCAAAUGGUGACGGACGGAGUCGCGCCCAAUGAAGCCGGCGUCAAUCUCCAAGACCUGAUAGCGAGAUCCAAUGCCACAGGUGUUGAGAAAUACUACAUUGCUGCGCGCAUGUACAAUUCAGGACCGAACAGCAUCAGCUCCGACAAGGAACUAUCAGUGGGUGGUGCARAUGCUUGCGGAGGAAGUACUGACGGCCAGAUUUCAGUUAUGCAGCGGACAUGGCGAACCGGUUACUUGGGUACAUCGGCGACAGCUGUGGUCCCUCAGAUCACAGCGAAUCCUCUCUUGAAUGGAGUCCAACUUCAGUCCCCAGCUGGGAUUCCACAGCCACAACAGCAGCUCCCCCAACGGUCUGGUGGACUCCUAGCGCAGCGAAUGCCUGGUGGACUCCUAGCCCAGCGAAUGCCUGGUGGACGCCCAGUCCACAGUCCACAUGGUGGUAAUGUCAUGGUUACGACUGUUGCUUGGGUUUCUUUUGUGCAAAGUUGCGAUAAUGCGAGGCCUAGCGCGGCGUAUGGCGCUUUUUGGAUGUCUUCUAUAUGA
Ramularia collo-cygni is the source of this 1065-nucleotide messenger RNA. RefSeq lists its product as uncharacterized. The record is from RefSeq and is a predicted model, not a curated record. The coding region runs from base 1 to 1065 and encodes 354 amino acids. The transcript has 4 exons. NCBI's taxonomy places the organism in Eukaryota, Fungi, Ascomycota, Dothideomycetes, Mycosphaerellales, Mycosphaerellaceae.